Molecule: messenger RNA, 1497 nt
Organism: Anisakis simplex (herring worm)
Lineage: Eukaryota; Metazoa; Nematoda; Chromadorea; Rhabditida; Anisakidae
Source: the annotation of a GenBank genome assembly
AUGGCUGACACUAGGGAAGCAACGUUUUGUCCACCGCAGCGGGUUCAGAACAUGCGGGAACUCACCGAAGAGGGCAAACUCAUGUUCAGGAAGGAAGUUAUGCUUCCAGCAAUAAUCAUUCCUGCAAAUCACAUCAAUCGACUGGUAGGCAGUAAGAUUAUUUUCGAUCGAACAAUUAAACGACUCUCGAACCGUAUUAAGCCCAUAGCCGAUGUUCCAUCGACUUCAAGCAAAUGUAUCCUGUUCGAUCCGGGUCUUGUCAAUGAGGAAACGUGUCGUGCAGAAAUUUUGAAGAAUAUUUCACAGCUCACUGAUCUAUCUUCAGUGCAGUUCGAGCAACGGAAUUUGACUAUUGAAUAUGAGGACUGGACAGCAAAACAGUGCAUUAACGCCAUACUACCAAAUGGUUUAUUGUUCAGUGGUUUUUCUCAAGUUGGCCAUAUUGUGCACGUGAACUUACGUGAAGAACUUUUGCCGUAUAAGUUGGCGAUCGGAAAAAUUCUGUUGGAGAAGACGAAUAAUUGCAGGACUGUCGUUAAUAAGUUGGAGUCGAUCGAAAAUGAAUAUCGAGUUUUUGAGUUGGAUCUACUCGCCGGUGAGCCUGAUUAUGAGGCAGAGGUACGUGAAGGUGGAAUCCGAUACAAGCUGGAUUUCAGUAAGGUUUUCUGGAAUAGUCGUCUGAGCAGUGAACAUGAUCGUAUCGUACGACAGUUCAAUCAAUUUUCGGCAGUUUUCGAUUGUUGUGCCGGUGUAGGACCAUUCGUAUUGCCUGCUGCGAAACGAGGUGCACCGCUGAUUUUGGCCAAUGAUCUCAAUCCAGAGAGUGUGAAAUGGUUGAAGACAAAUAUCGAACUCAAUAAAUCAAAGACGUCUAAAAAUGAAAUCCAAGUAUUCUGCAUGGAUGCUUGCGACUUCAUAAGUACAGUGGUUGCGCAGAGAAUCGCUGAGGAAGCCGAAAGGUACAAACGAACAAAUGAAAGUACUCAGGAGAACGACGAAAAGAGUAAUCACCAGAAAGCGGAAAUUCGCGAAGUUCAUUUGUUAAUGAAUCUACCGGCAAUGUCGCUGACGUUUUUGCCACAAUUUCGAGGUCUUCUCACUGGUUUACGGCCAGACGAGAAACUUCCCUUCUCAGUGUUAAUUCAUUGUCAUCUGUUUGUUAAAGCACACCAAGAUGAAGAGGAAUCGUGGUAUGCAGAAGAAGCAAAGAGACUGGUGGCCGAUAGUUUAGGUUGUCCCGAAAUGAGAUUCAAAAAUGUUCAUUUCGUUCGAAAAGUGGCUGGCCGAAAGGAAAUGUAUUGUGUUUCAUUUGAACUAUCAAAUGAAUUGUUAUUCAAAGAAGUGGUAGAUGGAAACCGAACUUCUGAAACUUGCGAGGAGCGUGGAGAUAGUCGAGGUGAUUCUGAUUCGAAGAAGUUAAAUGAUAUAAUCAAAACUGAUGACCUAUCACCACCACAGAAGAUGGCGAAACUUCAGACUGAAGGCGAGAAUUCAUGA